UUCCGUCUGCAGAGGGAAGCCUGGAGCCACAGAUAGAAGAUCUGAUUAACCGGAUUAAUGAGCUUCAGCAAGCAAAGAAGAAAUCCAAUGAAGAAUUGGGAGAAACUCAAGCUCUCUGGGAAACGCUGCACAGGGAAUUGGACUCUUUGAAUGGAGAGAAAGUACACCUAGAGGAGGUCUUGAGAAAAAAGCAAGAAGCGCUGAGGAUCCUUCAGCUGCACUGCCAAAAGAGGGAAAGCGAGGCUCAGAGGUCACACAUGGAAGAACAGCUGGAGGAUUUCAUGGGCCAGCACAAGGACCUCUGGGAAUUCCAGCAGGUCCUGGAGCGGCGACUGGCCUGGGAGAUCCGCGCGCUGCAGAGCAGCAAGGAGCAGCUGCUCACUGAAGAGAACUUAGCGAGGGCCAAGCUGGAGCAGGUGGAGCAGAAGCUGGGCUCCUCGCCUACGGUCCAGGGCGCCCUGGCAGUGAACGAAGCGCUGAAGGUGGAGCUGGAGAAAUCCGGGGGGCAAGUCCCCACCCAGACCCAGAGCCCCUCGGGCGAUUGGGCCCACAAAGAAGAGCCCGACCCGGAGUCCCUGUACGCCCGCCACGAGGAGGACCUGGAGCCGCUGGUGGAGCUGGCCCUGUGGUCCCCCUAGGCCAGUGGGACCCACCGAUCCCCAGCUUCAAGGCCCGCCGAGAAAUAAAGGCAAUUCAGACGGUC
Myotis davidii is the source of this 703-nucleotide messenger RNA. RefSeq names its product synaptonemal complex central element protein 1-like (gene SYCE1L). Gene Ontology annotation, cellular component: synaptonemal complex. The transcript has 9 exons. Lineage: Eukaryota; Metazoa; Chordata; Mammalia; Chiroptera; Vespertilionidae. Bases 258 to 638 code for a protein of 126 amino acids. The record is from RefSeq and is a predicted model, not a curated record. Gene Ontology annotation, biological process: synaptonemal complex assembly.